This is a messenger RNA of Biomphalaria glabrata, 2290 nucleotides long. RefSeq lists its product as uncharacterized. Bases 424 to 1542 code for a protein of 372 amino acids. NCBI's taxonomy places the organism in Eukaryota, Metazoa, Mollusca, Gastropoda, Planorbidae. The transcript has 8 exons. The record is from RefSeq and is a predicted model, not a curated record.
UUCUUGAUUCGAACGACACUUUUAGAUCUACGUUUGACGAAAGUUUGGUUGGAGUUUGUUUUUUCUUAAAACCUGUUUCUCAUGAAUCACUUCUGUUCAUUAACUUUCCUGUUGGCCUCCGUGAUUUGUUGUGUGUCAAUGAGUGGAUUAUUAACUAGAACAUCUUUAGGCUGUGUUCGUUGGAGCUCUUGUAUUUUAAUGUCCAGAUAACGUAUGACCAUCACGAGUAGGGAGUAGGGGCUAUGAAUUAAGUGGACAUUCCGGUGUUUGGUGGGUGUCAAAUAGACUUCAUAUUCAACACGAUAUACAAUAACCUUUUGUUCAAACCACAGACUUUCUUUCAUUCGGGUGUCUUCAGUUUAACCUCAAUUAUUUAUUGCUAUUCCAAUUGCACAUUGAUCAAGCGUGAAAAGAAGAUCAGAAAUGAUGAUUGUUAUCUCCCUUUUACUGUAUAUACCUCACAUCUCAGGAUCUGCCGUCUUUGAAAUCAAUUGCCUGGCCAAAUAUUCCGUAAACUCUAAAGCCAAGGUCAUGUUGUGUACCAACCAAUCGUCCCCGAUCAGCUCCCCUUGUACUAGUGAAGAAAGAUUGGGCAUUCAAGACUUUGAGAUCUACUUGGCAAGCAAUGAGUCCGUCCAGUGCAAGGCUCUCGACGAGACCAACUAUAGAUCACAUUAUAAUGCCACUUGUCUAAUGGAGAAUAAUAAACCUCUGACAAAAGACAUGGCCAAAACAUUGAUGACAGUUUUCGUAGACCAAACAAAUUAUUUGUAUCAUAUCAGAACGUUGAAUACCCUCGUGAAAUCUACGGCUUGGCUUGCUGUUAUUGGGGAAUGCCACAAAAAACAAGACUUUAUAGAUGUAUGUGGGAAUGGCUCCUUAUCUGGCGUGACAAGAGCCCAUCUAAAGUUGCAGAGCAGAGAAGAGAAUCGAGAGACUAAAGAGAUGAGAGAUGAGACUCGAGAGAAUAAAGACUUUCAACUGACCUGGUGUAACUGUAGCGUGAAGACGUCAAGCGUGGUCAAAGUGACGGCCAUUCAUGUCCAGUUCAACAUCCCUACCUACCUUGACUUUGUUGGUCGAGAAAGAUCUAAAUCCAUAAAUGUGGAUGAAUUGUACUGGAACAAAGAUGGCGUGUUGUUUGAAACGGUACAAGAUUUUAACAUACAGUUUGGACUGCUGUGGCCGCUUCCGAAGAAUGUCUGGCUAUCUCUAGAAGGGGAAGAACUGCACAUAGACUGUCAAUCCACUCACAUCGUGAGAAAUUAUAGCAAGUACAACUUGAUGGUCACACUUAUUUUCAUCGUACUGGUCAUGCUGAACGUCGUGCCCAUCCUGAUCUGUGUUUUCAUCAAGAGAUAUCGAGUGGCCACCAGAGCAAGAGAUAUGGUUAUGAGAUUAAGUCAUAUCAGGAAAAGUGUAGACAUUUCAAGAAAGAGGCCAGAGAGUGAACACAGUUACGUCAGCCCUCAGAGUGUACACUAUGAUGAAAUGGGCUCUACCAUUGCAGACGAAAACAUUUACAUGUCCACUUUAUGUUAAGACUUUCUGGGUUUAAUUAUUGCUGGAAAAUCACAUUUUUAUCUUACUUAAGCGAUGUCUGAAUAAAUCUACGAUGUCUGAAUAAAUCAACGCAGGUGAUCUGAAUGUCUUUUUUACUUUAAGAGUUUUUACGCUGCUAAGUUUUGAUUAGGUCAGUUACCACUCUAAUUGACAUUGACCUUGUUUAUGCAAUGAGUGUAAAUUUUAACAUUUAUAUGUUUGCUUAUAAUUAUAAAUUUAUACAAAAACAAGAAAUUCAUUCACUUAUGAUCCAGAGACCUAUAAAACUAGUACUGAUUUUUUUGGUCAUUUUAGCGGCACCAGAAAGGUGAAAAGCCACAAUUAGUUUUGAUUGGUCUGUCUGUUUGUCCGUCUGUCACGUGUAAAUUUCAAAAACUAGAAAAGAUAUUGAAAUCCAAUAUCAUGAUAUUUUAGAUCUUGCAAAAUUCGUGUGCAAUGACUUACUCUUUUAUCUUCUGAAAACUAACCAUUUUGUUUUGUUUUUUAAAGUUAACGUAUAAGCCGUUAUUUUGUCAUAGAAAUAGAAUUACUCUGUUUUUAAAACUAUUUACUGUUAAUAGUAAAAGAUGGUGCAAACUAUAAUGCGAAAGGGGCGUACCAUUGUUCAUAUUUUCAUAUUUACACAUAUAAUUAUAUAACAUGUAUAUUAUUAAAAGAAAAAUUUGAAAUGUAUAAUUUUUAAAAAAUACUUUUAAAAAAAGAACUACUUUUUUUUUUACACAUAUAG